Molecule: messenger RNA, 279 nt
Organism: Parnassius apollo (apollo)
Lineage: Eukaryota; Metazoa; Arthropoda; Insecta; Lepidoptera; Papilionidae
Source: the annotation of a GenBank genome assembly
AUGGUAGCAGCCCCACAACAAGCGACUAAUCAAGUCGCACAAAAUGGCAGCACUAUUUUUCCCCGAUCCCAUCAUCAAAGAACAGAAGGGCCUCCUGCAGCUCCUAAGUCCCAUGACUACCUCUUGAAGGUGCUACUUGUAGGUGAUUGUGAUGUUGGUAAACAAGAAAUUCUGCAAGAGUUAGAAAAUGGAUCUACAGAUUCACUAUUGUGUAGUGGAAGUGCUUAUAAAACAACAGCAAUCCUGCCGGAUGGUAUAAAAGUGAGGCUGCAGCUUUAA